ACGUUACUGGGGGAAGCAAGACUAGGGAAGCUGAGUGCAGUACCGAGUUCCUGUUUUCUUUAAAAGUCCAUGUGACAAGAUAUAUCCUUAUCAUUUCGAGCAGAGAACUUUCCCUGGAUAUUACUGUGGUACUAGCAGACUUAACUACAACAUUUACGACAGACGGUUUGGAGUCAAAUCGAUUUUUUAUUUUUCUAGCUUGGAAAACAUAAUGAAAUAUUAAUAAUGAAUUCUUCUGUGUUUCUUAUGCUGCUAUACUUGACUCAUCUUUCAGUUCAAUUAGAUUCUAAAAUAUUUUUAAUAUAUAAUGCAGACCAUAAAAAAUGUAUUCAAGCUGACAGCAAUGGUAAAAUAUCAAUGACCAUGUGUAAUGAAAAAAAGGACUUCCAAAAAUUCCGAUGGAUUUCUCAACACCAGCUUAUAAAUGUAGGUGCAAAACAGUGUUUGGCAUCCGCUUCAAAGACGUCAACGGCUGUGGUUAGUUUGUUUACAUGCGAUGGUGAAAGUGGGUUUCAGAAAUGGGAAUGCACGAAUGAAACUCUUUUUGCAAUUCAAGGAGAAAGUCUCCACUUGAACUAUGGCAACACGCAAGACAAAGUAGUCCUUUGGCAUGGAACUGGGGGAUGGAGUAGGUGGAAGGUCUAUGGGACCUCUGACGAUUUGUGUACUAAAGCCUACGAAGAUAUAUAUACGAUAAAAGGGAACAGCAAUGGUCAGCCGUGUGUAUUUCCCUUUAAAUACGCAAACAAAUGGUAUGCAGAUUGUACUGUGGAAGGGAGGUCUGACGGGCUACUUUGGUGUUCAACAACAGCAGAAUAUGAUAAAAAUAAAUUAUAUGGUUUCUGCCCAACAAGCGCUGACAGUGACAAUUGGUGGACUACAGAUUCUGUGACUGGAGUAAGUUACCAGACAAAUUCAAAUUCAGCCUUGACUUGGUAUCAGGCACGGAGAAGCUGCCAACAGCAGGAGUCUGAAUUAUUAAGUAUAACAGAAGUUCAUGAACAGUCAUAUCUCACAGGAUUAACAAACACUGCAAAUGUUGUCUUCUGGACGGGUCUUAACAGUUUAAACUUCAAUGCGGGAUGGCAAUGGAGCAGUAGAAGCCCUUUUAGAUAUCUUAAUUGGGUUCCAGGAAAUCCUACAGUUGAACCUGGAAAAAAUUGUGUCAUAUUAAACUCUAUGAAGAACGGCAAGUGGGAAAACAGGGAUUGUGGACAGCAACUGGGAUACAUUUGUAAGAAAGGAAACAUUACAUCAAACACAUUUGUAUUCCCCUCUGAGCCAAAUAUUCCAGUCUCAUGUCCUCCAUCAUGGAUAUCAUAUGCAGGACAAUGCUAUUCUUUGAAAAAAGAGGCUAAGAUCUGGAAGGAUGCUUUAUCUUCAUGUAGAAAGGAAGAAGGAGAUCUAGCAAGUAUUCACAACGUUGAAGAAUUAAGUUUUAUAAUUUCACAAUUUGAAUUCCAUUCAGGAAAUCGGGCUUGGAUUGGGCUGAAUGAUCUGAAGAUUCAGUUGUAUUUUGAGUGGAGUGAUGGAACACCUGUCACCUACACUGUGUGGCGCAGGGGUGAGCCAUCUCAUCUAAACAACAGAGAGGAGGACUGUGUUAGUCUAGAUCCGAAGGAAGGCCAUUGGUCAGAUGAAAUAUGUGAAAGUAAGCUUCAAUACAUCUGUAAGAGGAAACCAUUACCUGUAGAUCCUGAUCAAGCGAUUGCUGUUGAAGAAGGCUGUAAGAAGGGCUGGAAAAGACAUGGCUUCUAUUGUUAUCUAAUCAGUAACUCAGCAGAAUCAUUUUCAGAUGCCAAUAGAACCUGCCAGCAGAAUUCAGCAUAUCUCAUGACUGUUGAGGACAGGUACGAACAAGCUUACUUAACAAGUUUGAUUGGACUUAGGCCAGAAAAAUAUUUUUGGACCGGUCUAUCCGAUAUGGGGCAAAGAGGAAAUUUUACAUGGACUAAUGGUGAAAAGGUUUUGUUCACUCACUGGGAUGCGCAGAUGCCUGGAAGGAAGCAAGGAUGUGUCGUGAUGAAUACAGGAAUUAAAGGCGGAUUGUGGAAUAUUAUAAACUGCGAAGAGAAGGCAAAAUAUGUUUGUAAACACUGGGCUGAGGGAGUCACUCCACCUCCUAUUCCAACGACAACAGUUGCACCUAAAUGUCCAACAGGCUGGAAAACCACAGAUUCCCUAAACUCAUGCUACAAACAUUACAAGAAUCGUGAUGAGUCUGAAAAGAGGUCAUGGUCUGAAGCAAGAACGUUUUGUAAGACUAUAGGAGGUGAAUUACUCAGCAUUGGCAACAAAGAAGAAGAAAGUGCCGUUUGGUCUAUGUUGAUGAGAGGAGAUGUAUACAGUGGUAUUUUCUGGAUAGGACUCCUAACGGUGGAUCCUGAUGAAGGUUUUGGAUGGUCAGAUGGCACACCUUUGUCCUAUGAAAAUUGGGCAUAUGGAGAGCCUAACAAUUACCAAGGGAUGGAACUUUGCGGAGAGCUAAGUGCUGAUUAUCGCUUAUCUUGGAAUGACAGACAUUGUGACUCUCCAUCAGAUUGGAUUUGUGAGCUGAGAAAAGGUGCAAUCUUAAAACCAGAACCAACAGGCCCUCCAACUCCAGAUUUUGAGGUUGGCCCUGAUGGAUGGCUAAUUAAAGAGGAUACACAAUAUUAUCUAGGCACUGAUGAAGUGCCAAUGGAAAAAGGAAGGGAAUUCUGUAAAAAGAAUUUUGGAGACCUCGUUGUAAUUACAAGCGAAACAGAAAGAAAAUUUCUUUGGAGAUAUAUUCUUAAGAAAGGAAAUUCUAAGCACUCUUCAUAUUACAUUGGGAUGAGACUAGGACUGGAUGCAGAAUUUAAGUGGAUGGAUAAUACCCCUUUAGAUUAUGUGGCCUGGGCAAGCCAUGAACCCAACUUUGCAAAUAACGAUGAAAACUGUGUUGCCAUUUAUAGAAAUAUGGGAAAUUGGAAUGAUAUAAACUGUGGUUAUCCAUUGCCAUUCAUAUGUGAAAGAAAAAAUAGCUCUAUAAAUGUAACGGUUGCACCAACCUUACCAUCACCGGAGGGGGGAUGCGCAUCAGACUGGAUUUCAUUUAGGAAAAAGUGUUACAAAAUGUUUGGCAAUGAAGAAAGUGAACGGAAAGACUGGCACGAAGCACGCACAGCAUGUAUGGGGUUGGAGGGCAACCUGGUUACAAUAAAUGAUGACCUCUUACAAGCUGUUCUCACUUACAAUUCCAAAUCAGCAGUCGUUGAUCUUUGGAUCGGACUUAAUGAUGUUAAUUCUGAGCACAAAUUUGUCUGGACCGAUCAAACUGGAGUCUACUACACGAAUUGGGCUAAAGGUCAUCCAUCAGGAAGCCUUUCAUAUGCUCACAAUGAUGAUGUAAGUUUUGAACACUUUCAUUCUCUUCACGAUUGGGAUUGGGAAAUAUCAUCACAGAACACUGAUUGCGUGGCUAUGAAACGAGGAGCAGUUUUGGAUGCAGGAACCUGGACCGAAACAGAUUGUACAAUAAAAAAAGGUUACAUUUGCCAGAAGAAUAAAAAUCCUGCAUUGCCUGUUUUGCCAACAUUAACUUCCACUUCCACAUUUACUACGUUUGGUAAUAACAGUUAUAAAAUCGUUACUUCCAAAAUGAAGUGGGACGAGGCUCGUCGGGUUUGUAAAGCUGACGAUUCUGAAUUAGUCAGCAUUUUAGAUCAAUAUGACUACUCUUUCUUAAGGACUCGUUUAUAUAAAUAUGAAGAACCUUUCUGGAUUGGUCUCAACAGUAAUAUGACUAAUAGCCAAUACAAAUGGAUUGAUAACUGGAAAUUACGAUAUAGUAAAUGGGCUGCAGGUGAACCCAAAACGAAAAAUGCCUGUGUUUAUAUGGAUAAAGAUGGGAAGUGGAAAACAUCACCUUGCAAUGAAAAUUAUUUCUCAGUUUGCAAACGCAGUAAUAUUAUUGCUCCCACUGACCCACCGCAAAAACCUGGAAAAUGCCCAGAUUCUAAAGACAAACCGUGGGUUCCGUUUGGAGGCUAUUGUUACCUUUUCGAAGUAUACACCAGAAACUGGGCUCAGGCUUCACUGGCAUGUCUUCAAAAAGGCGCCUCAUUGGUUUCAAUUGAAAAUACCUACGAAUCAAACUUUCUCUGGCAUCGUAUUGAGCAACUUUCUGACCAGUCUAACACUUUUUGGAUAGGAAUGUACAAAAACGUGGAAGCACAGUGGCUCUGGUUAGACAAUAGUCCAGUUGACUAUAUCAAUUGGAAUGAAGGUGAACCUUCAAAUCACGAGACAGAGGAAUGUGUUGAAAUGUAUUCACAAGAAGGAACCUGGAAUAAUAUGUACUGCUCGUCUUACAGAGGGUAUAUCUGUAAGAAACCUAAAACCAUUGAACCUACAAUAAAACCCAUGGAGAAUAAAGAGGAACGAAAAGCUGACACAUCGUCACAUGGUGCAACUGGCGGUGUGGUUAUUGUUGUAAUACUUGUUUUGGUUGGAGGCACUUUCGCGGUUUACUAUUUUAUGAAGAGAAAGCAGACAAAGCAACUACCACAACCGGACCCGAAUUUUGAUAACACAUUGUAUUUCAAUGGUGAUCGUAUACCCGGAACCAGUGAUAUAAACGUUCUUGUGGAUAAUAUUGAACAAAAUGAACAUGCUAUUUCUUAGUGCCUUACAUAAUGGAUAUAUGAAUGUAAAAUAAUUCCGAGGAUGUGACAGAUCUUUAAUCAGAGAUAUAGUUUACAAUUUGUACACAGAACAAAUGAAUACAUUGGUUCAGUCUGUAAUUAUUCAAAUCACUUCUAUGAGAGCACGGGAAGCCAAGCUUAGUUACUAACUAAACUGUGAUUUGCAGGAAAUGUACCACUUCGAGAAAUGUUUUUUUUUUUUUACCUUUUCUAAUUUUUCUUACAUUUGCAUAUUUCUCUAGUGAAUUCCUAGCAAAUUAUAGUUUAGUUAGCAACCUUGACUAAUUGCGUAUAUACAUCCCUCUGCCACUGGAUUAUUUACUGAAGUGCGAAUUGUCACGAAUUUAAAGUGUAGUUACAAUUUUUACUCAAAGCAGCCGAACUGGAAAAAUUCUCAGAAAGCUAGGCUGUUUGUUUCCAAUAUAACUUUUUGGCUUUAAAAGACACUCCAGACCACUAAAGCACUUUAGUUUGCUGAAAUGCUUUAUGUGUGAAGUACUUUUUAUUUUUUUAUUUCUACAAAAAGUGCUAAUUUAAUUAUAAAUGAACAUUUUUGUCAAUCAGACAAAUGGUCCUGUUACUUCCUAGUUAUUUAGCUCAUUGGAGCUGAACUCAAGAGGGAGCAAUUGUCUAGACUCUAGAGCACUUCUCAUUGAGCUGCAUGUGUAAGUCUGUGAUUGGGCUGCCACAGAAAGCCCAGGUGGGAUUAGAAGGGGAGGGCUUGCAAAGACUGCAGACCAGAUGAUUUUUAAAGCUUUUU
Messenger RNA from Pelobates fuscus (common spadefoot toad), 5427 nucleotides. RefSeq names its product mannose receptor C-type 1 (gene MRC1). The transcript is spliced from 31 exons. Gene Ontology annotation, biological process: receptor-mediated endocytosis. Gene Ontology annotation, cellular component: plasma membrane. Bases 226 to 4647 code for a protein of 1473 amino acids. Gene Ontology annotation, molecular function: signaling receptor activity. The record is from RefSeq and is a predicted model, not a curated record. Lineage: Eukaryota; Metazoa; Chordata; Amphibia; Anura; Pelobatidae.